Messenger RNA from Aureobasidium subglaciale EXF-2481, 681 nucleotides. RefSeq lists its product as uncharacterized. Bases 191 to 583 code for a protein of 130 amino acids. Lineage: Eukaryota; Fungi; Ascomycota; Dothideomycetes; Dothideales; Saccotheciaceae. The record is from RefSeq and is a predicted model, not a curated record. The transcript is spliced from 2 exons.
CACGGCUGCCCCGUCUGCGUCAGUCUGCGCUCGACAGAAAAAAAGUAAUGGGUGCACGUCAAUUUCAAUCUCCCUGGGGCCUACCAAGCGAGACACCCAAGCGAAAGGGGGUGCUCCCAAAGAAGGGCAUGCGUGGUGACGCGACUUGGUAGACAGAGUUGAGAUAGAUAUAAUUCGUAUCGCCUUCGCCAUGGGUAUGCCAGGUUUUUUGUUCCUUUCUUUCCCUUGUUCAUCAUCAUCGCAUACCUUCCACUCUCUGCGCAAGGCGUAUACAUUUUUUAUAAUCCUUGGUUUCGGUUCCUUGGUGAGACCAGCAUUCCACACACACUCACUUGGGAAGAGUCCACUUGUAUCAAAAGACUCGAUUCGCCCUCGCUACAAAGCUAUAUCCCGUCCGUCUUCCGUCAGACGGAGUCUCCGUUUGCACGGCACUCCCAGCUCCUUUCCAGAAGCAAUCACCUCAAACGAUCACCUUAUGAUUAGAAGGAACAGCAACGUCGUCACAAUCAAUAUGGGCCGAGGAGCGUACGACACAACCGGCACACUGAAGCCUGGCCAGCCUCCGCCACCAAAGCCUCGAUAAUCUUGUGAUUUUACCUGACACGAGAGCACCAUGCGCCGUCAUUCCGCUUCUCCUCCUUCCUUGCGGCCGGAAGAGGAAAGGAAAGAUACAGCAAUCAA